Schistosoma bovis is the source of this 2463-nucleotide messenger RNA. NCBI's taxonomy places the organism in Eukaryota, Metazoa, Platyhelminthes, Trematoda, Strigeidida, Schistosomatidae. The record is from the annotation of a GenBank genome assembly.
AUGAAGAAUGUAGCACUCACCAGCAUUAUCUUAGUUUAUCAUGCUAUAACUUGUGAUGUUUUCGCGAAUAAUUAUGUUCUGCUUUCUAGUUUCGAUAAGCUGUGCAAGGAACGGAAUGACAAAGGAUUUGUCGCUAAUUAUGUAGUGGAUGAUAUUACAAUCCGUGAACAGUUAGUGUUAUCGUGGCCUGGGGAUUUAAAUACGUCUUCGUUUUAUAAUCCUCCGAGGAAUCCGAAAUUUGCAUUGUGUCCUGGAUUAGUCAUUCAUCCUUCUGGUCGUUUUGUAAAAAGAUCAUUUCCAGAAGGUCUAGCUCUCUUUUGGCUAUUAAGAGCUAAUAUCCACUUUACUUGUCCUAAAAAUGCCCAUUUGUCUGAAUCCUUUUAUCUUCAAUUGGAACAAUGGAUUGAAUCGUUGGAGUGGAACACAAAACACCGGCGACAAGAUGCUUUAAAGGAUCAAGAUGGUGAUAAUAUAGAUUCAACUAGUAUCGGAGAAGCACCUGAUGAAAUCUUACUGAUCAACUGCUCGAGUUCUUACAUUGGUCAGUCUAACCAUUGGAGUUUAUCUGGAUAUUUACGAAGAAUUCGCAUUACUUGGAAGCUGAGAAAUGAAACAGAAAUUACAGAUCUUACGACAAUUACAAAUACAUCACUGUCGAGUACUUCUUCCUCUUCUGUUAUCUUUUUGAAUACAAGUUUCAGUGACUCUUCGUUGUCAUCAACAUCCCACUUAAACAAUCUGAAUAAUCAACAUUUUCUUUCCAGAUCAGGCAUUAAAUUUCUUGUGCGUAUCUCUUCACAUAUGCUAUUUGUAGGCAAUUUCUCUAUGGAACGCCAGAAAGCAUUAUGUGAAUUUUUCUCUGGAUUUUGGUGUCUUCAAUCUUUAUCUACUUCUAAUACUACGUCAACUAAUCAUCAUCACCAGGACAACCAAAGUAGUCUUAUGUCAUCGUCUACGUCAAUGUCGUCCUCACCACUAACACCAUUACUGAAUCAAUCUAAUAUCUUAUCAAGUAAACAUCCUAUUUGUGUUCAAGCUACAAUGCUGUGUGAUAGCCUUCCAGAUUGUGAUUUGAGAGUGCCUAUGAAUGAAGUUAAUUUAUCACAGGAUGAAGCAAAUUGUAAUAUGAUCCCAUCAAAUUAUUCCCUGAAAACAUCUAAAUUAUCUAAAGACGAUCAUUGGAUAUCUAAAUUACCAUGGAUAGUUCUUGCACCGGUACCUGCUAUAUUAAUCUGUGCUCUAAUACUAAUAUCCAGUUCCACAACAACAACAACAACAACAACUACAAAUCAUUGUGAUAAAUGUUUACAUAUACAAUACAAAAAAUUACCUAGUAAUUAUUUUAUAAUUAAACGUAAAUUACACAAUUAUCGAGGAAGUAUACCGGGAUUAUUGAAUCGAAUAAAUAAAUUAUCUAGUGUUACUGAAGUUGAUGAUGAAAUUGAUCCCAGUAUAGAUCAACAAGUGAAUAUAUUGAAAAUGAAACCAUUGAAUAACACUAGUACUAAUACUAAUACUACUACUAAUAAUAAUAAUGUUAAAACAAAAUUGGCAAAUAAUUCAAAUCAUUGUGAUAAUUCAUUACAACAUUGUUAUUCCUUACCUGAAUUUACUAUAAAACAUGAUGAUAACGAUGACGAUAAUGAUAAUGAUGAUGAUAAAUUCAAUAGUGAUUUGAUGUGUUAUAGUGUUAACAAUGUGAUUAUUUCCAAUCGAAAUUUUCAUGCAAUCAGUACUUGUUCAAGUCGUGAAGCAAGUUUCGAUGAUGAUGAUAAUGAUGAUAAUGAUGACAGGCUUAAUAUCAAUCAUCAUCUUAUUACACAUUAUCAAUCGAUAGAAACAUUUAAUAAAAGUAAAAGUUGUGAUAGUCUACAUGAAAUAAGUACACAAAAUGAAAGAAUGAAUUAUUUAUCGAUUUCUCCUUGUUCUUCCACUUCAUCAUCAAUAGAUCGUAAUAAUGAUGAGAAUAAAAGGAAUCAUGUAAUUUUAUCUGAUUCCCCCAGUGAUAACAAUAGUCAAUUCAUCAUACAAAAAUUUCCUAAAACAAUCAUAAUAUCCAAUCAAUAUUCUAAUAAUAAUGAAUCAUUAUCACAUUUCAAAUUGAAUAUGAGCGCUCAAUAUAAUAAUCAAUAUCAUGAUGAUGAUGGUGGUGGUGAUGUAAUAGAAUAUGAUUAUUAUAAUCAAUAUCAAUCAAGGAAUCAUUCAUUAUCUGAUUCAACAAUAUGUAAUUCUCAAGAGAAAUUCAAUGAUUUACCAUUGAAUUAUACUUCAUCUUUGAAUACAUUUGAUGAAAUACCAAGAAAACUUUCAACAUUGACAAAAUGUAUAAAGCAUAUUCAUCAAUUCAUGAAUUCUUCAUUUACACUUGGUAAUUAUUUAAAAAAUAAACAUGUAUAUAAUAGUCAAACAAAAUUAUUAAUGAUGGAAUCGAAGUAUAAUAUAUAUCAUAAUAGAAAUGAUUGA